AUGCUCACUCAUCGUUCUUCAUCUUCAGGAAUCACCACAUCUUCUUCGUCUUCUCAACAACAACAACAACAACUACGGAAAACUUCCCGAAGAAAGAAAAAUCAUACUACUUUGCCUCCGACAUCACGAACGGAAGAGAACGAAACCACCAACUACGGAUCUGAUGUAUUUUUACAUCUUGAAGAUAUUCAGCAAGAAUCGGAACCAUCAUCAUCAUCAUCACGGACACGUCAGAAUUCCUCCAAGAGAGGAAGUAAAAGAAAGAGAAACAAUACGAAUAGACACCGAAAUAGAAUUAUUGAGGAAGAAGAAGAAGAAUUUCAAACUCCUUCUCAAGUUUCAUCAUCUCAAGAUUUUGAGCCAAGUAGACAAACCAGAAGAAUUCAAAGCAAUGAUCACAAUUACACGACACCAUCCAUGAGUGUGUUGCUAAAUAAUUCUAACAUGAACAACAUCUUGCGGGUACCUCCAAGCACAACAACAGAUGAUGUGCAAGUCGUUGGAGACAACAACAGCGCAGAUGCUCCCAUAGUGAUUGAGGAUGAUGUAGAUGUGUACAGACAUCACGGAAAUUCUGCAGAUGAUGCCAUUGUGUUAGAAGAAACCGAGGAAGAAGUUCAACAACCAACCCAAUCGCGAAAUUCUCCUACUGAUGAUAGAAUUGAUUUAGUUUCAUCCAUGAUUCCCUCUACAUUGCUAUUGUUUCAACAACAUCCAUUCAUUUCUUCUCAUGGACUUUCAAGAAUUAGUGCACUAAUUAGCUCAAUAGCGAGAUUACGAGCAUCUAUCAUGAAUGAACGUCCUUCAGCACCUGUAAGGUCCAAUAAUUUGACUAAAAUCAAAUAUCAACCACCUACUUCAGGAGAGAAAGAAGAAUGUACCAUAUGUCUCUGUGAAUUUGAAAAAAACGAGAAAGUAUACAAGACUGGAUGUGGUCACAUGUAUCACGUUCGAUGUUUAGACCAAUGGUUUAGACAAAAUACCAAUCACACUUGUCCUAAUUGUAGAUCUCACCUUGUCAAAUAA
Molecule: messenger RNA, 1026 nt
Organism: Naegleria fowleri
Lineage: Eukaryota; Heterolobosea; Eutetramitea; Acrasida; Naegleriidae
Exons: 1
Coding region: 1-1026 (341 amino acids)
Source: RefSeq, a predicted model, not a curated record